Molecule: messenger RNA, 2454 nt
Organism: Colletotrichum graminicola M1.001
Lineage: Eukaryota; Fungi; Ascomycota; Sordariomycetes; Glomerellales; Glomerellaceae
Exons: 2
Coding region: 1-2454 (817 amino acids)
Biological process (GO): retrograde transport, endosome to Golgi
Cellular component (GO): Golgi membrane; Ric1-Rgp1 guanyl-nucleotide exchange factor complex
Source: RefSeq, a predicted model, not a curated record
AUGUCUCCAGAGGCCUCUAGCAAUAUUCGAGUCUUUAUCCGCUGGCACGACCAGACCGUCUUCGCUGGCGAGGAGAUCAAGUGCACCAUCACCUUCAAGAACAUUGCCCGCGAUCCCAAUCAACAGCGACAAUCACAGCGACUCUCACCUGCCGACCGCCCGAGGCAUGUCUCCCCAUUGCUGAGAGGCAAGGCCAGCGCCGGCUUAACCCCGCCGAACUCUGCUCAGACCCGUGGUCACCGAUCCGCCCUAUCUCUUAACGUACCGGCAGCCCAGUCACGAAGCCGCGCAGGUUCAGUACCAUGGCCGUCGUCGCACUCCCCCAGCGCCCUCGAACAUCGCAGCAAUGGGCACAAGAAGUCCGUCUCCAUCGUGUCGAUUGGCUCUACGAGCACAAUACACGAUGACAACCAGAGCAAUGCUGGUUCCGUGAAGUCGCAUCGACCCGGCCGCGGCCACGGGCGAGCCUCCAGCCUCCAGAUCGUUCCUCGCGGAGCUGCUCUGAGCCAGGGCCUUACCGCCCCUCACUCUGCAUCACCAAGGCACAUCAGCUCGCCUCUGUUCAAUUCGACUUCUGCGUCCGACUCACCCCCCGCAACCUCGCGAUUCUCCACCGUACCGAAUACCCCUAGCGCAGUUGGCACACAACGUUCUACAAGGUCGCCGAACAACGCGCUGGCGGAGUUCCGGUUCCCAAUGGUUCAGUCUCCGCUGUCAGAUACUCCGAGCACACCUAUAGCAGCAUAUCACGAUGGGCUAUUGAGCCCAAACCCCGAAGUGCCUCCAAGCCUCGUCAUACGAUCCAAGGAUGGCAUUACUACCAAUUACAACGAACAUGCAACCCCGGCCAUGCGUAUACUAUCUACGACAAGUAUGGGAGGGGGGACGCCACGAAGCAGCGGAGAGUUCUACUCAAUGAGCAACAACUCAACAGAAACACUAGCAUCCGAAUAUCCGACACAGCCCACAAGGGGCCCGAUGCGGCCGCCACACUUUCGACGGCCGUCGAAUCUCGCAUCCCACCAUCCGAAGCAACCGGAAUCGCUGAUGAUGGGUUACGCUCAGAUCCAGGGCUCUUUCACCCUCGAUGGGUCGCUCAUUAAUCUGGCUCCCUUCGAGCAAGUCAAACGGAAGGGCGUGGUAGGCGGCCAAGGAGGCGGUGUCAUAGGAGUAGAACCUUCGAAAAGGGAUAGUGGACUCCUUCGAGGGUUUGGCUGGGGAAGCAUCAGCAACUCGAUCGGGGAACUACUUGGGACCGGGGAAGUCAGCAGCAUCAAAGACAUGCGCGGUAUGGCGAGCUCCAAGUCUGUGCCGCUGCUCUCGACGCCUCAGUCGAUUCUGUUUGUGGACCUGAACCUUGGUCCAGGCGAGCACAAAGCGUUCGAGUACUCGUUCCAGCUUCCUAAGGGACUGCCACCGACACAUAAGGGGAAAGCGGUAAAGAUAUCCUAUAACCUCGUCAUCGGCACGCAAAGGGCGGGUGGCUCGAAAGAGCAACAGGUACGCUCCGUCGAGAUACCUUUCAGGGUGCUGGGCAGCGUCAACGGCCACGGGGAGAUUCUCGGCCACGACCUCAUGAGCCCCUACAUCAUCCUUCGUGACCAGGCCAAGGUCAAGGCUGUCGACAAGCUGUCAACGCUGAGCGAGAUCAAGAAGCUGAAGGCGCCCAAGUCGGACGCGACCAUUAACGAGUUUCUCACCUACGUCGACGAGCUUCUCAACAGACCACGACAAGGGUCGAAUACGGGUCUGCUAUCACCCACAGCGCACCCUGGGUCGCGACGGCCGUCAGUGUUUGAAGACGUCACGACGGCGACGGAUGCCAUCAACUUGGCCAUCAUGCGCAGCAACAUGACCUCCGAAGGCCAGCAAAGCCCCAAUCGCUUCGAGAUCGCCCGCAACGGACAGCGUGUGGGCGUGGUCAUGCUCACGAGGCCCUCUUACCGUCUAGGCGAAGUCGCCACGAUGGCCAUCGACUUCACAGACGCCGAGGUCCCCUGCUACGCGGUGCACUCGUGUCUGGAGUCGGCAGAGCGGGUCGAGCCCCAUCUGGCCAUCCGGUCGGAGGCGUCCAUCCACCGCGUCACGCGCAAGGUUCACGUGUCGGCCUCGGAGGCCACGCUCUACUCCCGAAGGAUGGUCUUCACGCCAACGAUCCCUAUCAACGCGACGCCCGAGUUCGUCACGACGGGCGUCUCGCUGGAGUGGAAGAUCCGCGUCGAGUUCGUCGUGCCGAGCCAGGAGACGGAGCUCGAGCGCGAGGCGCCUAGCACGCACCCGCUACUGGAGGAAAUCUCGCGGGACGAGCGUGGCGGGCUCGUCCUCGUGGCCGUCGAGAACCUGGCCUGCGAGAGCUUCGAGGUGGCGGUCCCGCUGCGGGUGUACGGCGCCGUGGCGACGGGGCUCGAGAAGCUGGAGCGGGACGAGGCGCUGGAGGAGGGCCUCGUGGUCUGA